AUGGAUCCAGGAGAAUUUGUGUUCAUUCAAGAAAUGGGGACGGGCUCUCACAAGCCAAAGACCAAAUCUCUCAUCAAGAUGCACGUGAUGGACAGGGUUGUGAUGAAGAGGCGAGGUCGAAAAGAAGAACCCAGCCGUGGUCGCGACCUUACCGCUGAAUCUAGCCGAGGAGAUCAGUCUUCAUCCAUAAAUCAGUACGUUGAGCACGAUGAUUUGCGGCCCACGGUUGGAGUAGAUGAUAUGCUUCGACUCUCGGGAUUUUCUCUCCAGUUCCUCUGUGGCGAUGUCGAAGAAGCCAAGGUUCAUUUUCAAGGCCUGAGAGGUAUGAUUAGGAGUCGAAAAGGUGUAUUGAACCUGGGAUUCCAGGGGCUAGCCGCUCGAAUUGACGGACUGCUGCCACGCACAGCAAUCAAAUAUGAUGCUAUCAUUUGA
This is a messenger RNA of Trichoderma atroviride IMI 206040, 432 nucleotides long. Lineage: Eukaryota; Fungi; Ascomycota; Sordariomycetes; Hypocreales; Hypocreaceae. The record is from RefSeq and is a predicted model, not a curated record.